CGCGGCAACAGCGCGCACGCGGCACCGGCACCGGCAGCGGCAGCGCCCCGGGACAUGGCGGCGGCUGCGCGGCCCGGGCGGCCCGGAGGGAGGCGGCGGCGGCUGCCCCCAUCACACAGUUUUGUACAAAAUAGUGUUCUAGAUGGAUGUUUUCUUCCAAAUGGAGUAGAUCUUCGUCAAGUAAUUAUAUUGCCAAAAGCAGAAUGGGAAAGGAUGCAGGACAAUCUUGGCAGCAUAAGUAGAGAAGCAGCACGCAUCCUUGCUGAGAAGAAAGAACGUGAAGAAAUGCACUUACGCUCCAAAGCGGCUGUAAAAGACUGGCCCAAUACCAUUAUGGGCCAGGCACAAAGGAAAAUUAAAGCCAAAAAAUUACAUGAAGAAAAGGAAGAGGAAGAAAGAAAGUUACUUGAUUUGGAAGAAGCACAGUUCCAAGCAGCAAAACGGAAGGAAGCUAUUGAUCAAGCAAAAACUUAUCUAUACUAUCAGAAUGAAAGAGUGAAAGGGUUGCAUAGUGCACUGCUACUUACUGAGGUCCUAAAGGAAAGAGAUGCUCAAAUUGAAUUUAAAAAGUUCAAGCCAGAUGUUAACAAAAAGAAGGAAGAAGAAGCAGAACGUGAGCAUAAAGAAGCUAUUCUCAGAGAGCAAGAAAAGGCACAUCAACGUUAUAUGGAUCGACAGGCACUACGCAGAGAUCAGUUGGAACAAAUAGAGGAGCACAAGCGUCAGGCAGAUCUGGCUAAGCUAGAAAACAAAAGAGAAGGAGAAGAAAUACAGAGAUUGAGCCGAUUGUACGAAUUGGAAAUGCAGAGAAAAAUGGAAAAGGAACAUGAGGAAAAACUUGAACGCCAGAGGCUGUAUCGUGAGCAUGUAGCUGACCAGAAAAUAAUCAAAGCAGCAGAGGAACAAAAACAAAUGGAAGAAGACGAUCGGAUUAGAGCUCAUUUCAAAGCAAAGCAAAGGAUUGCCAAGCUGAUGAAAGAGAAGGAAGCUGAAAUGCGUAGACUAACACAGGAACGUCAGGACAAAAUUGUCACCCAAUUAGCUUCCCAAAUGAGUGAAGCAUUGAAGAUGGAAGAUGAUCGUCUUGCUAGAGACAUUGCAAAAAAAGAAGCCGAACAAGAAAAAAAGAACAAAGAGAAAGAAGCAAAAACAAAGGCUGCUAUUGAAUCUAUUGCUGAACACAGAGCCACUGUGGUGAAGAUGAAACUGGAGAAGGAGAUAGAGGAAAAAGCAGAAAAUGAAAAAGAAUGCCAUGCAUUUAUGGAGAAGAACCGCAUCUACCUGGAAGGGGAAGAAGCCAAGAAACAAAGACAACGUGAUGCAAGUAUGGAAGUACAGAAGAUUCAGCUCCAGCAAAUGGCAGAAAAGAAGGCAAAAAAAGAGCAGGAAAAACAAGCAGACUUGGAUUAUGAUGCUCAGAGAGAGGCUGCUUUUUGUAAAGAGCAAAAAUUUAGGAGAUAAAGACAGUAAAAAUACAGCAGACAAGUACAGAAGCAUCCACUACAGAAUAAGAAGCUAGCCACGGUCUUCUAAAAACCCUUAUGUGCCUGCAUAAUCUAUCAGUGCCUAACAGCUGAAACUAACCCUGGAAUAUGGUGGAAGGCAUGCAGUUUGCCAGAAUCUGCCAAUAUUCAGCUCAAAUACCAUAGCUAUAGCUACACAGCAGCUACAGUAUUUUUAUUAUGAAACAAAGCAGUAGAUUCAGUUUCUAGGAAGUCAAGAGGUAACAACCUAAACAUGAACACUUGUGAUGUUGGAUGUGCUGUACUCUAAUGUUACUAGACCUCAAAGCUUAAUUAAAACUUUACAUUUUGGCUUAAAAAAGAGCAAAUAAUAAAAUUAAAUUGUUUAAAAUAGCUGCCCAUAGCAGUAA
Messenger RNA from Cygnus atratus (black swan), 1873 nucleotides. It is a transcript of the gene CFAP210, whose product is annotated as cilia and flagella associated protein 210. The record is from RefSeq and is a predicted model, not a curated record. The coding region runs from base 55 to 1461 and encodes 468 amino acids. Lineage: Eukaryota; Metazoa; Chordata; Aves; Anseriformes; Anatidae. The transcript is spliced from 10 exons.